This is a messenger RNA of Pyrus x bretschneideri (Chinese white pear), 1682 nucleotides long. RefSeq names its product inositol-tetrakisphosphate 1-kinase 1. Bases 564 to 1682 code for a protein of 372 amino acids. The transcript has a single exon. Lineage: Eukaryota; Viridiplantae; Streptophyta; Magnoliopsida; Rosales; Rosaceae. Gene Ontology annotation, molecular function: inositol-1,3,4-trisphosphate 6-kinase activity; inositol-3,4,5,6-tetrakisphosphate 1-kinase activity; ATP binding. Gene Ontology annotation, cellular component: cytoplasm. The record is from RefSeq and is a predicted model, not a curated record. Gene Ontology annotation, biological process: inositol trisphosphate metabolic process.
UUUUCAGCUUCUUAUUCGGACUCUAAAUUUGUCUUGGUAUGAGGAGAAUAAAAUAGAGUAAAUGUAUCUAGCGCUUUUUCUUUUCCAAUUCAGCAUCUGAUCAUCCCAGAAUCCGAUUCCUAUUCUGUAGUUUUUAUUAAGAGCGACGGUCGCUGUCGGAGUCACAAGUCAGAGUCGAAUACGAACCAUGGAUCGGAUCCCGACGUGUUUGGAAUUGAAAGUGAAAAAAGAGGAGCAAACAAAAUGAAAAAAGAAUUGCCACCGUGGGGUUGGGCGGGGCGGGGUGGACCGAAAGGAAAAGGAACAAGAGCCCAACUAGUAACUAAACAAACGUUGGACAGAAUAUGGGAUUGUCCGAUUGUUCUUGUCCCCAUCCAUAAAAAGAAAAGAAAAAUAUCAAAGGAAACGGUUUGAGACGUAAGUGGGUUCCCUCCCACCGAAGGUAGCGGCAGCGCGCAGCCUAUAUAUGCCGAGGGCCGCCCCUCCUCUCUCAUAUACCAAUAUACCAAUAUACGAUACCAGGUCCAUCAGAUCCAGCAGGAAGAAGGAGGAGGAGGAAAGAGAUGGCGCCAAGAACAAACUCACCAGUAUCACAAUCAGAAGCAGCACCGGUCCGUCGCUACCGCAUCGGGUAUGCCUUCGCACCCAAAAAAGAGCAGACCUUCAUCCAGCCCUCUCUCCUCCACCAUGCCUCCCGUUACGGCAUCGAUUUCGUCCCCAUUUCAAUCCCCGUUUCCACCGCUACCGCCAAGACCCUGAUCGAGCAAGGCCCCUUCCAUUGCAUCAUCCACAAGCUCUACGGCCCCCACUGGAACCAACACCUCAAGGAAUACUCGUCAAAGUAUCCACAAACGCUCAUUCUUGACCCGCCCGAGUCCAUCGAGCGCCUCCAUAAUCGGGUCUCCAUGCUCGACGUCGUCACCGCCUUUGAAUCGAAGCCGCGUCAGUCAGGCGACAGAUUCCAAUCGAAGAUCUCGGUGCCCAAACAGGUGCUGGUUGACCAUUACCCGGAAGGUGAAGAAGCAACUAAUUUGUUGGCGGGGUUGGAGUUUCCGGUGAUUGCAAAACCGUUGUUGGCGAAUGGCAGCGCCAAGUCGCACGAGAUGUGUUUGAUUUUUAGCCCCAUGGGGUUGCGCAGUCUUCUGGCCGAUACUGAUAGUCCCAUUUUGCUGCAACAGUUUGUGAACCACGGUGGGGUGGUGUUCAAGGGUUACGCAAUCGGAGAGCACGUCCAGUGCGUCAAGCGGAGGUCGCUGCCGGACAUUUCGGAGGAGCAGGUGACCGCACUGGAAGGAGCGAUGCUUCCUUUUUCACAGAUAUCAAAUUCUGCGAAUGACGAGCAUAAUCUGGCUCAUGAUCCUCACGAAAUGCCUCCGCUGGAGUUUGUUGAGGAGGUGGCGAAGGGGAUACGCGUGGGCCUCAAACUCAACUUUUUCAACUUUGACGUGAUAAGGGAUUCGAAGGACCCCAGCAGCUAUUUUGUGAUCGACAUCAAUUACUUUCCUGGGUAUGCCAAAUUGCCUAACUAUGAGCAUGCCUUGACUGACUUUUUGCUGAAUCUGCUUGCAACAAGUAGUCAUCCCCAAAGCCAAAACCAAAACCAAAAGGAGCUCCUGCAGCUCAAGGAAGAAGCAGCUGCCACCAGUUUGGAGUCCGAUGUCAAACAACACAGGAAGUCAUAA